Knipowitschia caucasica is the source of this 1230-nucleotide messenger RNA. Lineage: Eukaryota; Metazoa; Chordata; Actinopteri; Gobiiformes; Gobiidae. The record is from the annotation of a GenBank genome assembly.
AUGUGCAAACUGAGCGAGCUUCGGUCUGCGGUGAACGAGCGUCUGUCUGCGGCCGCGGAGGAGAUCCUCGCCCUGGUGGAGAGGACCAUAGCGGAGUAUGAGGAGGAGGUGAGGAGGUGCCGAGAGGAGGAGCAGACCCGGAGGAGAGAGGAGCCGGACCCAGAUUCGCCGACGCAGGGAGCGUUUUCAACACAAACAGCUGGUUAUGAUGAAAACUCAACGCUGGAGUUUAACAUCAAAACAGAAUCUGAACAAACCCACAAAGACGUUUGGUGCACUCAGACCGACGCCUACACCAACGCACAGGCAGAGGGCGCCACAGAUGCGCAGACGCAGGGAGCCGAUGAUUAUGGUGAAAAUUCGACGCUCGAGUUUAACAUCAAAACCGAAUAUGAACAAACCCACAAUGACGUCUGGUGCGCUCAGGCCGGCAGCUCAAACGGAGACCUCUACACCGACGCGCACGCAGAGGGCGCCGCAGGUCUGUGUCCUCCGCUGAAACUGGAAGGCCCUGCGCCCGACUCGCCCGAGUGCCCCGCGUCUGCCGCAGAUGUGAAGCUCCAGUGUCUUUUCUGUGGCAAAAGAUUUCGCACCAAAUACAACCUGAGGAGACACGUGGCGGUGCACACAGCUGGUCUGAGCUGCCCAGUGUGCGCGCGCCGCUUCAGUCACCGCGAAACCCUGCGCCUGCACAUGGCCACGCACAGGGGAGUAGCGGGCGAAGGGGUCGCGGACAAAGGCUGCGCACGCGGUGGGACAGGGCCCAUCAGGAGUACGGGGGCCUCUAUGCGCAAAGUGUACACCGGACCGUUCAUGCGCAGACGCACAGGCGGCAAGGGCAGCGAGACAGUAGGGGCCUCUGUGCACAGUGGGACAGUAGGGGCCUCUGUGCGCAGUGGGACAGUAGGGGCCUCUGUGCACAGUGGGACAGUAAGGGCCUCAGUGCACAGUGGGACAGUAGGGGCCUCAGUGCACAGUGGGACAGUAGGGGCCUCUGUGCACAGUGGGACAGUAGGGGCCUCUGCGUGCAGUGGGACCGCAGGGGCCCUCGACCCGCUGCACAGAUGCCCCCUGUGUGCACGCUGCUUCACUAGGCCAUUCUCUCUCCAGACGCACAUGCUCACGCACACCGGGGAAAAGCCCUUCCUCUGCCUGCUGUGCCACAUGAGGUUCAACCGUAAAUCCAACCUGAAGCGCCACAUUAAAACCCACGGCCCGACAGCAAUGUAG